AUGGCUGUGCCCACCCUGGAAGGCAUCCCGGUGGAACUGCGUAUUUCCAUCCUAUUCACCAUACCUGACCCCGGUUCACUGUGGUCGCUUCUACGCGCAUCUUCUACAUACUAUGAUGCCUUUGAGCUAGUGAAGAAAGACCUUCUUCGGAGCCUUUUACAGAAGCAUCAUGCUGGCUUGGUUGAUAUGGCCGAUGCAAUAGCCGCCAUCCGUUCCAGAGGCUUGUACGCUUCCGAGCAAUCCAACAAAGAAAAAAUCAUCGCACUUCUUGAUGCCCGAAACUACAACCACAAAUCUCCUCGGCCAGAUACUUCACCUGCGCAGCUUCUAGAUGAACCAGCAAAUAUCCAGGAGACAGUGCAGUUACUGCAUUUACAUAACCAGGCUAUAUUUUUCCUAGAGAAUUUCUGCAAGACCAUUAGGCGACCAGUAUGGAUGGAUGAGACCAGGUGGGAGAGGGAAAUCAUACCUCUAGCCUUAACAGAGACGGAGCAACGACGCAUCAUCCGUGCUUUCUAUCGAUUGCAAAUCUACGGAAAUAUCUUCGGUUCGAUCGAACGUACCGUGGAUGCGGAGCACACCUCCGAGGACAAUGAUUGGCAAGAAAAGCAAGAUGUAUUCAGCGGCGGAGAGAUGUGGCGCCUGUUCUUUGGCCAUAUGGCUCCCUGGGAAGUUGAAGAAUUCAGCUGUCUAUGGGAGCACUGCUGUUACCGAUACGAAUCGAUACUCCGCGAAGUAUCCGACAGCCUGGUGCAGACAGGCUGCAUGUUCUUUGACGAGCUUCCGGAAGAUCAACGACCUCCUCCUGGUUGCUGGUAUACCGACUGUGAUGAUUUCGAAGACCCAAUGGAUAAAAGGGAGAGCCUGGCUUCUAAAGGGCCCGCACUCCUCUGUAAAGUCCUGCGGGAAGAAGAAUUCCUAGCCCGCCGGGACCUGGUCCUCGUCAACGUGCGAUCAUUCAGGUUAUACUUCUAUGACUUUGGAAUCUGGCCCAGACCGACCGACACUAAUGAAAUGGAGCUGUUCUACCCCGCGGACAAAUUCAACUUCGGGACGGAUAGGAAUGGGCUCCGAGAAUUUCUGAAAACAUUACCACCAUUUGAGCGGCCAAAUCUAGCAUGGGAGAGGAUAUGGCUUCGAGAUGAUCUCAAUUUUGCGCAACUUUUCUAUGACAUGUAUGAGUUCGGGGCCACUAAUAAGCAUCGGCCGUGGCAAUACGCUUUGUGGGAUGACGAGAGACUCAUUGAAUGGAAAGUACCUAUUCUCUCUGAUGACUAUCCGUUUUGGAACCCGACGCACGACAAUUGA
Aspergillus niger is the source of this 1308-nucleotide messenger RNA. RefSeq lists its product as uncharacterized. Lineage: Eukaryota; Fungi; Ascomycota; Eurotiomycetes; Eurotiales; Aspergillaceae. The transcript is spliced from 2 exons. The coding region runs from base 1 to 1308 and encodes 435 amino acids. The record is from RefSeq and is a predicted model, not a curated record.